Penicillium nucicola is the source of this 975-nucleotide messenger RNA. RefSeq lists its product as uncharacterized. The transcript has 2 exons. The coding region runs from base 1 to 975 and encodes 324 amino acids. The record is from RefSeq and is a predicted model, not a curated record. NCBI's taxonomy places the organism in Eukaryota, Fungi, Ascomycota, Eurotiomycetes, Eurotiales, Aspergillaceae.
AUGGGGUUGCCGGAGAUGUCCCAUAGUCCCGCCUACUAUCAGGAUCUGGGACCCCUCGGACCACAACAACCUCGCAGCUCGAUCGUCACCCCUCCCGCAGCCGCUCGUCGAUCCCAAGAACAAUCCCCGGUGCUCGGUAAUCCUGUUGGCGGGUCCCGUCCUUCCUCUCCCUUAUCAAGCCUGGACGCCAGUCCCCGCACAUCUGGCCGGGGAUACCGUGUAUAUCAAACCCAAGCCCUAGGAGGAUCAGUUUGGCCGAGGUCAGAUCCUCGGGAAGUGGAAUCUCUCCCUGCCCGAGGUUCGAUCUCGAGUAGUGCACCAAAAGAGGAGCGGACCCGCAGAAGUUGGGCAGACCAACCCUCUUUGAUGUCGGGGGAACAUUCCAACCCCAGCAUAACUCGCACCCGCAAACGAGACAUUCCAGAUGACGAAAUAGUCACCAGUGAGGGCCAAGAUGCUCUAUUGAUGCUGUUCCGACUCACCAUCGUCCCUUUAUACGCCUUUGGAGGUGCCUUGUACACCAUCUUCGCACUCUUCUUCGCCCUUCUUGUCUCACCUCUCCGUCUCUGCUCAUUCUCACCUUACUUCCGUUCAACUACAUUCGGCUCACAAUUAUGUGACCUCCUCUCCCCCGCCCUCCACAUCCACGAACGGCUUGUUUUUAUGCAGCCACCAUCUGCGGCAAACAGAUCACCCUCAACGCAAUGGAUCCAGUCUGAUCCAGACUCCGACCAGCCCUCAGUCUUAUCCGAACCGAGCGAGGUGUACUCCGUCGGCACAUCAAUCGCCGUCCUACUCCUAUCGCCAUUCUUUGGCAUUGUAAUCCUCCUGUUCGCCUGGACAGCCGCCUUCUUCUGGGUAUUUGCCAUGGUCCUCGGAAACCCAGACGGCACGGAACGCAAAGAUGACGGCCGUGCUGCCGUCCUCGGAGUAUGCAAAUGGUGGCGGACAUGGCUUUGCAAAGCCCGCAAAUAA